CCAAGGGGCAUGCAAUUGGCUGCAGCUGCGGCUGCAGUCACGGGUGGAACAGGUUGAGGCGCAAAUAUCAAAUGCCAGAGCGGUUCUUGUGCCGGGGCUAACAGAAUUGUCUGCACCUCAGGGCAGCUUAAGGAGAAAUGAACUUUCAAAGCUUAGGAGUCCCGCGCCUCCCCACGAUUCUAGGCAGGGAUACACUUUCCCGAGAAGUCUCUUUGAUUUGUGCCCUCAAGCUUCAACCUUCCUUCGAAAAAGAAGACCAAGCUGUGGCUGCAGCCAAUGCAUCCUUCGGCGUACCCUGCUAAUUACUGCCCGGCUCGUUAUCAGCCGUCGCCCACCCACUGAUAAGAGGACAGAGCCGAAGCGAACCGAACCAACCCGAGGGCUAGGGCCGAAAGAGCGGAGCUUUCGGUGCCCGUGGCGGCCGUGGAAUUGCUAACAUAUGGUAGCAUUGAAUGGCGCAUCGUCUAGCAUUGGCUAUCCUGUCGUUGUGGCAAGCAGUUCUGCUGGCGACCUCUGUAUCUGCGCUACUGCGACGGCGAGCGGCUCGCUGAUUCUGAUUCCCUGUUUUUGUUUUGGUGCAGCAAACCCAAAUAGGAUUCGUUUUGAAAUAUAUACUGUAUUGAUUUGAUUUUAUCCACAAACCCACUCAUUUCGAUAUCGAUGUCAAGUUGUGUCUUACCUGUGCUGUGCGCGACGAUAUGUUCGAUAAUAGAGACUUACAAAAGUAAAUAAAAACAAACAAUUGGAAUCAAUUGAAAACAAACAAGAAAUUUAGUGAGAUUAUUCGACCAGAAGACAGUGACGAAAAAGUGACAAGGACACACCAUCAAAAUGGUUAUGGUUAGUUCUGCGGUCCUGGGCGCUGCCGCCGGCACCGGCCUCGCUCUCCUCCUCGCCGUAACCAUCGUUAUGUAUCGCUAUUACCUGCUGCGUAGGCGCGGCAAGGAGUGGGAGGAGCUGGAUCGUUGGGAAGAGACCCGCAUCAUGCGAAAGCUGCAGAUGAAGGAAGUCAACAUAGCCAAGGAAUCGCAACCCAUCCAGCCGCCCAGUCAGAUGCAUGGCCUGGCCAUGGGUGUCAACCAUCACAUGGGACCGGGAACGGUGGCCGGAUCGGACAUCUUGCGCGGCCCCGUCGAAGUCUUUCACAGCCCCUUGCACUUGCACCACCAGAGCCGCUCGUUUCCGCCGCGUCUGCAGCGCACACCGUCCAUAUCCAGCCAGAGCAGCGUGGACAGUGCCCCAUCCCGGCAUUCGGGUCAUCGCGGCUCCUCCCCCCAAAUACGGACCUUCGGACCGGACGGACGCAGCUCGCUGCCGAGCGAGCCGGCUUUCCCACACCACCUGGCCCGAUCGCCCAGUCCGAUGCGCACCAUCUCGCUGGAUGCCAGGUGCGGCAGUCCCGCUCACGCCGCCGAUCCGGGGGACUUGCGCACGCCCAGUCCCUCGCAGAGCAGCCUCGCCUCUCUGGCCGGAGCCACUGCUGUUGUGGGCGGCUCUAGUCGUGUUGUGGGCGUGGCCGGGGGUCGCUGCCUGUCGCCGCUGCUGAUACCGCCAAGAUCGCAGCCCGGCAUGGAUCCCGCCAUGGGUCCAGCGUCCCCCUUGGGGGCGCUCCAGCCGGACCUAUAUCGAUUGCCGGACGGACCCGUCUACCUAACAGCGCCGGAGUCGAGUCACGCCGUCGGUCGACUUCACCUGCGUGUGAAAUACGACUACCAUCUGUUUGAUCUGACAGUGCAUCUGAUUGAAGCUCACAAUCUUAGCCCCAUCGAGGAGGGUGGCUUCCGCGACCCCUACGUCCGUCUGAUGCUCCAGCCAGAAGUGGACAGCCGGAAGCGACAGACGCACAUCCAUCGCGGCGAAUCGAAUCCGUACUUCGACCAGCACUUCAAGUUUCCGGUUUCGCGAGAUCAGCUGCAGGGCAAGGAACUGAUCCUCCAGGUGCUCGACUACGAUCGCUAUUCCCAUAACGACAUCAUUGGGGAGGUUCGCCUCUCCGUUGACGGCUUGGACCUGUCAAAGUCAGUUGAGAUCUGGGGAGAUUUGCUGCGGACUAAGAAGCCCAAGGAGGAUCGACCGGAGUUGCUGUGCUCGUUGAACUACUUACCCCAGGCGGAACGUCUGACGAUUGUUAUAAUGAAGGCCCGAAAUCUGGACACUGUGCAGGAGCCGUAUGUCAAGAUUUAUCUGAUUCAAAAUGGCAAGCGUAUCAAGAAGAAGAAGACCAGCAUUACCAAGUCGGACGAUCCCACCAAUCCCAUCUGGAACGAGGCGUUCACGUUUAAUCUGCAAUCAAAUUAUCUCCACAGUGCGGCCAUUGAGAUCUAUGUGGUUGGAGCCGGUAGCGAGGCAGCGGAAAUUGGCUGUUGCGGCCUUGGCCCCCAGGAGAGCGGCACCGGCUGCCAGCACUGGCACGACAUGAUUAACAAUGCCCGCAAGCCCACGGCCAUGUGGCACUAUAUCCGCUAGGCGUCCAGGCAUCCGCUGGAAUCAAACAUUAUCCUAUCCGUACAAUAUCACAGUAUGCUGGGGGACACCCAUUAAAUAAUUAUGAUUUUCAAAUAUGUAAUUGCAGCAGCAUCGUGUCUGUAUCUAAAUCCGUAACUGUAUACUGUGUAUCUGUGUGUCUGUAACUGUAAUCGUAUCCGUACCCGUAUCCGUACCCGUAUCCGUACCUGUAUCCGUAUCCGUGAAUGAAUAUUCCAUUGAACCUUAAACGAGAACCAGAAUAUAUAAGCGGAGUCCUAGCUGCACAGUUUGAGCCACUAAAUGUUUGAAAUCUCAACUGGAAAAAUCAAAGUCAAAUCUACAUAUUUGUAUAUUUGUCGGCUAUGCUCGUUUAUAGGCUUCAACCAAGCGAAGCGGGAACUUACCCUCCAUUAAGCUCAAAUCAAAAGUUCCUACACCGGAAAGAAAACUGACAGAUUUCCAGUAAAGAAAGGGCAAUUUGUUAAACGUUUCUGUUGUGCAUUUUGUGCAACGGUUAUGAGUGAAAUCCUGACAAAAAGCACAGAAACAAUAAAUGAAAGAAAUGGUAAUCGCACAUACAUAAUACUUACACAUGUCAACCAGACUCGUUGACAUCUCAAUCGACGUCAACAGUUUGAGGACUUGAGGAGCGGAGGGAGCCUUCUUUCUCUUCUUCUGAGAGGCAUUCAAGUGUGCGUUUCUUAAAUAAUUAUGAAUACUAUACACAUUCAUAUACCGCACCGCAUAAGGAGCGGGCCAUACUUUCCGUAUCGUGUAGGUCGUAUAGGUCGUAUAGGUGAGUGGUCGUCAAUCAUGUAGGAAGGAAACCUCCCUCAAAUUGGCUCAGACGACAAAAACCAUCCAAAGGAGUAGAGUGGAGAGUGGAGAGUGGAGUCUCUUUUGUGCCGGCGACAGUUGACAAAUUGCCAUCCUGCUGUUGUCCUUUUGCAAUGCGAUCCUAGGUGUACUUGAAUGGGUGUGUGCUGUGCCAUGUGUGUUUCUCGUCAACGACAGCGACAGCGACAGCGACAGCUUCUCCGCAGCUCCGCAAGAGAGAGGGCAUAAAACUUAUGCUAAUUGUUAACUUAAAUAUUCCUUCCAACUCAGUACGAGUAUAUCUAGGGGGUGCCCCGAAAAGGGGUAAUCCACAGGCAUUUCUCAACCACUCCGACUUGCUUUUUAUGCAUCUACUUACAACGAGACAUUCAACCACUCCACUCGGCGUGCCAUCUUAUUUCUUAUUUCUAAUAGCGAUAGGAGGAAGAAGGGACUGCUGAUUUUUUUUUUUAAUAAAGAUAUGCGUGUGUUUUUGGUGUUGUUGGGAAAUAUGUAUGUCCUUAAGAUACUAAUGCAUGUGUAAAACAUGCUAUAUACAUACUACAUAAAUAUACAAAUAAUCCGACUACUAAUUAUAACAUAAUGUAUCUAAUAUAACAAUUUUCAACAAAGACUUGAAAAAGGACACAGCACGUGUUAACUAUACAAGAAAAGACAUACUCUAAGAAGCCAGUAUAUAAAUUCAUACACACACGAAAUCCUUCUUUGAAAUCCUUUUCAAAAAUGAAUAAACCUAAAUCAAAAUCAAAAUCAAAAGAAAUGCUGAAGUAACUCCGACUUAAACGAAACUCUCCGAACAACAUGAACUUGCACAUAAAAUCAAAAACAGACAACAAAUUGAAAUAUACGAAACUGCAAACACCUCCAAUAUUUCCUAUAUACGAGUAUGUACACACGUGUAUUUAGUACACAGGCUUCAAUAUGUUGGGUGUGUAUGGGCUUAUUGUAACCGAAGAAACUACUGGGUUACUGGGGAGUAACACCAAACAAAGUAUAAAUAUAAAUACACAUGAAAACUACACAACAACCUAAGUACGAGUAUAUUCUAUAUAUAUAAAUUAUGAAAUGUACAUGUUAUAUUAUAUAAAUGUGAAUUUAAAUUAUUCGGUAAAUAAAUAACUACAGAGAA
Drosophila miranda is the source of this 4432-nucleotide messenger RNA. Its product is annotated as synaptotagmin-5. The transcript is spliced from 8 exons. Gene Ontology annotation, biological process: cellular response to calcium ion; regulation of dopamine secretion; regulation of calcium ion-dependent exocytosis. Bases 832 to 2466 code for a protein of 544 amino acids. Lineage: Eukaryota; Metazoa; Arthropoda; Insecta; Diptera; Drosophilidae. Gene Ontology annotation, molecular function: syntaxin binding; calcium-dependent phospholipid binding; clathrin binding. The record is from RefSeq and is a predicted model, not a curated record. Gene Ontology annotation, cellular component: membrane.